This is a messenger RNA of Thermochaetoides thermophila DSM 1495, 1962 nucleotides long. RefSeq lists its product as uncharacterized. The record is from RefSeq and is a predicted model, not a curated record. The transcript has a single exon. Bases 1 to 1962 code for a protein of 653 amino acids. NCBI's taxonomy places the organism in Eukaryota, Fungi, Ascomycota, Sordariomycetes, Sordariales, Chaetomiaceae.
AUGGCUGCGCAAACCCCCGCUGGCCCCCAGUCAAGGCCGUACGUCGUGCUGCCCCAGGGCACUUACAUCGGCAUUACCGUGCCACAGUCCUACAAGUACCCCAAGGCCUUCGAGGCAUUCCGCGGCAUUCCUUAUGCGCAAGAUACUUCUGGUCAAAACCGUUUUCGCCCGCCGCAGCCACUUCCUAAGUCCUCUCAGACCUUCGAUGCGCGUUUCUGGGGCCCGGUCUGCCCCUCGGGCGGCGUGCUCCGCCCCAACAUGAGCGAGAACUGUUUGAAUCUCAACGUCUACCGCCCCGCGGGUAUUGUGGUCGACCGCAAGGGCUUUGCUGCAGACGGGAAGCAUCCUCGUCUGCCAGUCGCUGUAUAUAUUCACGGUGGUGCCUUCAAUUGGGGUCAUGGAGGCGAGAGAAACAUGGGCAGCUUCAUCUCGUGGAACGAACAGCCUAUGAUCUCGGUCGUGUUCAACUAUCGCAUCGGCGCGCUGGGCUUCUUGCCGUCCAACGUGACGGAGCGCGAGGGGUUGUUGAACCUGGGCUUGCGCGACCAGCAAAUGCUGCUGGAGUGGGUACAGGAGAAUAUCGAGGCUUUCGGGGGCGAUCCGAAUAAUGUCACGAUUAUUGGUCUCAGUGCAGGUGCACACUCCAUUGGUCAUCACAUCAUGCACUACGCUCGCACGAAGAAGCCGGCGCCCUUCCACAAGGCGAUCCUCGAGUCUGGAGCUACGACUGCUCGUGCAGUGCUCUACCCGAACCAUCCCCGCCACGAGACACAAUUCCGCGAGUUCCUGGCCGCUGCCGGAGCCUCUCACGUCCCCGAGGCCGAGCUCUUCCCCUACCUCCGCAAUCUCCCCCUCGAAACCAUCAUGCGCGCCUCCAACUCCGUCUGGAACAAAUACACCGCCAGCGUGACCUGGCCCUUCCAGCCCGUCAUUGACGGCCCCAACCCUCACGCCUACUCUCGCCAUCUACCAUCUGCCCGCGACCUAACCAUCCCCGUAAUCCCCGACCUCCCCAUCGCCUCCUGGCUCGCCGCCUCCCACCUCCGCAUCCCCAUCAUAACGGGCUACAACACCAACGAAGGCACAAACUUCAUUCCGCAGCACGCCGAUACCCCGGCCGAUUUUCGCAACUUUUUCAAGACCCUCAUUCCCUCGCUCACCGAAGCCGAUCUGGCGGAGCUGGAUCGGUUGUACCCCGAUCCCGUCGCACACCCAGCUACGAGUCCGUAUGUGAAGGUGCCCAAGGGGUUCGGACGGCAAUGGGCCAGGCUGGAUGCGGCGUAUUCGCAUUAUGCGUAUAUCUGUCCGGUGUUGCAGACGGCGCAUUUCAUGACGCUGGCGGGGGUCGAAAAUGUGUAUGUGUAUAGGUAUGCGGCGGUUUCCGGGUUGGGGUAUGCGAAUCACGGGGAUGAGGCGGCGGUGGUGAGUCAUGAUGUCGAUGCAAUUGGGCGGUGGGCUGGCGUCGUGAAGAUAGCGGACGAAAUGUGCUCGAGGUGGGGAAGGUUUGUGGUGAGCGAGACGGGGGAUGUCAAUAGGGGCAUUAAGGAUUUGAAUUGGCCUAAGUUUGUGUCCCCUUUUUCUGAAAAGGAGGGGGCAGGGCAGCUACUGGUGUUUGGAGAGGGGAAUAAUGAGAGGGCUGGGGGGAAGAGUAUGGGUGUACCGGUGCAGGUGAGGACGCUGACUGAGUUGGAGAAGCAGGCGUGCAAGUUUUGGUGGGAGAGGGUUUGGUUGAGUGAGGGCAUGGGGGUGCCUAGGGGAGGGGGGGGAAGGCGAGGUUAUGACUAUAUGGUCGGAGCAGCUUGUCGCCUCCGGUUUUACCUCCUUGGUACCGCUACCCGGGAGAGAAUGGAUGGAGAGGAGAGUUGGGAUUGUGGCGACAGGAUGAGAAGACUUGGCUUCGCCAAUACGAGACGAAGGAACACGGCUACGGAUAUGGGGCUGUUGGGCAGGUCUCGUUGUUAG